AUGUACAUCUCCAGAGUCGGGCGACACCGGCAGGUGGUCCGGCGGGUAGGUCUGCAGUUCGCUCAAGUAAAACAGCUUUCAUACACCGCUGUCCAAUCCCAACCGCAACCACGGCGCUCAACUCUCUCAUCAGUAUGGGUACCUACCGGCCUGGUCUCUGAGACUCAGGAUGAAUCUGGCCACGGGAAGUUGGUCCGAGCAGGAUUUUUGCGGCAAGCCCAAUCGGGAAUCUUUCAUAUGCUGCCUCUUGGUCUACGGGUUCAAGAGAAGAUUGAGCGAUUGCUGGACGAGGAGAUGCAGUCAAUUGGGGCUUCAAAAGUGUCUCUUUCAUCUAUCACAUCAGAGGACCUGUGGAGGAAGAGCGGUCGAUUUGAGCAAGUUGCGCCAGAGCUUUUCCGAUUUGAGGACCGAAAGCAGACUCCUUUGAUGCUUGGUCCAACUCACGAGGAGGAAAUUACAACUCUAGUCGCCAACACCUUGAAAUCUUACAAAGAUCUCCCUAUCAAGUUGUACCAGACCUCCCGAAAAUAUAGAGAUGAGAAACGCCCACGUCAUGGACUGCUACGGUCCCGCGAGUUUCUCAUGAAGGACUUGUAUACCUUUGACAUCUCCGCCGAGGCUGCCAUUGAGACAUAUCGCCAAGUUGCUGGAGCUUAUAAAGCGUUCUUUGAAAAGCUCAAAUUGCCCAUCCUGGUAGCAGAAGCUAGCUCUGGGGACAUGGGUGGUGACUCGAGCCAUGAGUAUCACCUGGCACAUCCUAUUGGAGAGGACACAGUAUUCAGCUGUGACAGUUGCGAGUAUGCUGCCAAUGAUGAGGUGGUUUCUUGCAGACCAUCUACACAGUCGAAAGUGGAUGUCAGUAAACCCUCGCAAGUUGGAGUCUGGAGAGGCAUUACCAAGGAUCGCAAGGUUUUUGUCAACGCAUGGUUCCUGAAGGCCCAGGAUGGCGCUUCGGAUCGAGAGGUCAAUCUUCAUGCUCUUAAGUCCCUUGUGCCAGACUUGGAUACGGGUAUUUCAGGCGACCUUGAACCCCUCUGGGCAGAUGCUCUCCGAACUACUGGAGAAAGUGGCUCCUCUCCCCGUCUCAUAAACUUGGUAGAUUCGAAGGUGGCGCAAUCGUUAGAGAGUUUGGCAUUACCCAAGAUACCGGAAGCACUGGGUACUCUAGCUAUAGAGGAAUCCACAGUUACCACGGACUCGGAUGGAAGCGAGCUAGAUCUAUUACGAGUCCAGGAUGGUGACGGCUGCCCACGGUGCGAGACGGGAACUCUCAAGGACCUACGCGCGCUGGAACUGGGUCAUACAUUUUAUCUUGGAACACGAUACUCGGAGCCACUGGAUGCACGUGUCGCGCUUCCCACGUCUCCCAAGAACCCCAUUCCAGUGGAGAUGGGUUGCUAUGGCCUGGGGAUCUCGCGCGUCUUCGCAUCAGUGGCAGAACAUCUGGCUGAUGAAAAGGGUCUCAACUGGCCACGCUCAAUUGCACCAUACGAAGUUGUCGUUAUCCCCACAUCCAAAGUGUCUCAAGAGACUUUAGAUUUCUACGACCUUUUGGCUAAGAGCAGUGACUCUCACUCAGGACUUGACGUGAUAUUGGAUGAUCGAAAGCAGAGCUUUGGAUGGAAGAUGCAAGAUGCGGACACCAUCGGCUAUCCUGUUUCUAUUGUCCUGGGCAGGGGUUGGACAGAGCGCCAGGCCGUAGAAGUCCAGUGCAGGAGGCUUUCAAUCAAGGAGCAGGUUGCGAUUGAGGAGGUUCCUGGCUACCUGGAGAGCAUAUUGAACAAGCUCUAA
Clonostachys rhizophaga is the source of this 1791-nucleotide messenger RNA. Lineage: Eukaryota; Fungi; Ascomycota; Sordariomycetes; Hypocreales; Bionectriaceae. The record is from the annotation of a GenBank genome assembly.